Messenger RNA from Naumovozyma castellii, 2013 nucleotides. It is a transcript of the gene HOF1, whose product is annotated as formin-binding protein HOF1. The transcript has a single exon. The coding region runs from base 1 to 2013 and encodes 670 amino acids. The record is from RefSeq and is a predicted model, not a curated record. Lineage: Eukaryota; Fungi; Ascomycota; Saccharomycetes; Saccharomycetales; Saccharomycetaceae.
AUGAGUUACAACUUCGAAACAUGCUUCUGGGAUAAGGAUGACGGGGGUGUCAAUAUUUUGCUUUCACACAUUUCUGCUGGGAUAAAAUCCUGUGACACAAUGGUCCAUUUCUUUAGACAGAAAUGCGAAACUGAGAAAGAUUAUACAAGAAGACUGGGUGCCAUUAAUGAGAAAUUUUCAAAGGAUCAGAUUGCCAAUCCUGAAUUCGGGAACCUAUCAAAUUUGAUGGACACUUUAUUAGAGGUAGAGAAAGUGAAAGCACAAGCUCAUGCGAAGCAGAGUGAAAUUAUAUUUAGACAAGUUUACAGUGACGUGAAGGUUUUCGCUGCUGAAUUGCAAGCAAGAUAUACCACUGUCAGUGGGAAGAUUGAAAGUUUAAGAUUAGAUAAAUACAAUAAAAAGAUGGGAUGUGGAGACCUUGCUAAACGUUUGGAAAAGGCUGAAAUUCGUGUUCGUGAUUUACAAUUGAAUCAGAAUAAUAUUAUUGGUUCCAAAAGGGUAGAGCAAAAUCAAAGAGAUUUAGCAAAGUGGGAAUCAAAUAAACGUGAGUUUCAAAACCAAUUAAACAUUUUAAAACAGGAAUAUAAAGCCUCUCAAAAAUAUUGGAUCCAAGAAUGGGGGGAAUUAACGAUUGAACUUCAAAGAAUGGAAACUGCUAGAAUUUCCUUCUUACAGGCAAAGAUGCAACAGUAUCUACAAGCAUCAAUGGAAACAUGUAUUUUAGAGCAAUCAAAAAUGGAUCUAAUGAUUAGUCGUUUAAGUGGGUUUACACCAAGUGAUGAUAUUUCUAAAUUUUCCAGCGAAUAUGGAACUGGGCGUCUAAAGAAGGAAAAACGAAAUAGAAAGUCUUUUAACACUGAUUUCGAUAAAAGUCAAAAUUCCUAUUCUGUUGGGGGUCUUGAAUCUGUCAAUUCUAAAAGGCACUCUUAUAUUGAUAAUGUAAGAAUGUUUUCAUCACAGUUGAAACAAAACAGUUCCAUAACUUCAGAUGAAAUUAAUAGGAAACCAAGACCCGUUUCCGUUAUUGACAAGAUACGGUUACAAAAGGAAUUACCCCAUCCAAAUAUAACUCAUUCUAUUCCUAAUGAUGAACAUAUUUCAGAAAUAUAUGAACCUUCCAACGUUUCUGCACCACAAACAAUUUCAGAUCCCUAUGAGAAUGACGACUCACAAGCCUACCCAUUUCCACAAGUACGAAAAAGAGAGGCCACCACCAAACAAGACAAUUCUUAUUACUCAGAAGAUAAGAAUGAUACUGUAAAAACAAAUAUAUAUAGCCCCAGAAGUACACAAGCGACUAAACAACCUGCUUCCUUUGGAUCUGACUCUUCCCCCUCUGAAUAUUCUUCUAAUUCAACUGAUUUUACCACGCACGUUAAAAAUCGUCAAAGUAUUGACUCCAUGACUACGUCUGUUAGCUCAUUGGCGUCAAGUAUUGACGACUCACAAAGGUUUGUGAAAUCUUGGAAUUCAGCAAACAGAAAAAGAAAAUCAAUGAGUCAUAUUCAAUUAUCAAGUUCUCAAAUGGAGAACGAAGAAGAAUCUAGAACGGGGAUGAUGCAGAAUAUAAACAAUACAGAAAAGGACACUCAACGUAAUGAACGUCCGUCAAUGGCAAGAGCGGGAAGCACGGGUACUAUUCGAAGGAAUCAUAGAUCCGAAAACUUAGAAAAGGAUUCACGUCAUGAUUUGGAGAUACCGAACAACACUCAAAAGAAAGUCUCGGUAUCAGGAAAACGUCUUCCAGGGAAAGUGUUGGAUAAUGGGAUUAUGGUAACUUUACCGAUAAAAACAAAAAAUGGAGAAACUGUUAUACAUUAUGCCAAAGCAUUAUUCCCACUUUUAGAGACAAAUGCCCCUGGUGUUGCUCACUUUGAUCAAGAUGAUUAUGUAUUAAUCACAGAGGUUAUUAAUGAUAAUUGGUAUAGGGGAGAGAUAUACGAUAAUGAUAGAAUUGCUCCAGAAUACAGUAUGGGAUUAAUUCCUUUUAACUUUAUUGAAAUUUUGAGCUAA